AUGUCAAAGGGAGGCGGUCGCGCUAAAAAAGCUGAAUACUUCGACAAGCUUCGACGGUUGCUCGAGGAAUACGCCUCGAUAUUUAUCGUGAACGUGGAUAAUGUCGGGUCAAAUCAGAUGCAUCAGAUCCGUCAUGCGCUUCGUGGUCGUGCUGCUGUUUUGAUGGGAAAGAAUACGAUGGUGCGCAGUUGUCUUAAAGGACUGAUUAGUGAACUUCCACAGUAUGAGAAGUUGAUGCCGCACAUUAAAGGAAAUAUCGGUUUUGUGUUUACAAAUGGCGAUUUGAAAGAAACUAGAGAUUUGAUUUUGUCUAAUAGGGUUAAAGCUCCGGCAAAAGCAGGCGCUGUUGCUCCAAUCGAUGUGUAUGUUCCUGCUGGGAACACAGGUAUGGAGCCGGGUAAGACUAAUUUCUUCCAGGCUCUCGGUGUACCAACAAAGAUUGCUCGUGGUACAAUCGAAAUUAUCAAUGAAGUUCACUUGGUCAAAGCCGGGAGCAAAGUCGGUGCUUCCGAAGCUACCUUGCUGAACAUGUUGAACAUCUCACCAUUCACUUAUGGUAUGAGCGUUCUUCAAAUUUACGAUAAUGGUGCCUGUUUCCAUCCUAGUGUACUCGAUGUCGAGGAGAAGGCAUUGAUCGAUCAUAUACUAAGCGGAAUCCAAGCUAUUGCUGCACUCUCUCUUCGUAUAAAUUACCCGACUGUUGCUUCCGUGCCACAUUCACUUAUUAACGGUUACAAGAAUUUGUUGGCUAUCUCUGUUACGACCGAUUACACCUUCGCCCAAUCCGAAAAGCAAGAGGAACCAGAGGAAGAAUCCGACGACGAUAUGGGCUUAGAUUUGUUUGGAUAA
This is a messenger RNA of Ambispora gerdemannii, 849 nucleotides long. NCBI's taxonomy places the organism in Eukaryota, Fungi, Glomeromycota, Glomeromycetes, Archaeosporales, Ambisporaceae. The record is from the annotation of a GenBank genome assembly.